UGAAUGGAAGUGCUUGAUUUGUUGAUAUUUUAUAUGUAAGAUCGAACUUAUAAGAAAAAUUCUAAAAAUGAUAAAGAUAUCGGCUUUAAACGAAGAAUCCAGCGAAGAAAGUGAAGAGGAAGAUUUACCGAGUAUCACGAAAGAAGCUCAAGAACAAAUAGCUCUUACCGAAUAUAAUAAAGCUUUAGUAUUAUUAAAAGAAAAUAAACGAGAAGAUGCACUGAAUAUUUUUAAAGAUCUUUUAGAAACUGAAUUGCUGGAUGAAGUUGAAAAACCUGAAAUACCUGAUGGUAGAUCUAGGCCAAUGUUGUCACUAAAAUAUUCUUGUUUCAAGAAUAUCGGGGCUAUACAGGCCAUGUUGGGAAACUACGAUGAAGCUGUAGAAAAUUACUGGGAAGCAGCUAAUUUAGAUGAUACAGAUGUAACAUUAUGGUAUAGAAUAGGUAUAUUAGCUAUGAAAACCUCAAAUUUAGAAUUGGCAUGUUCAUCAUUUAAGCAAGGUUUAAAAUGCAAUGCAAAUCAUUGGCCAUGUUUAGAUAAUAUGAUAACUGCCUUAUAUGCAGUUCCUGACUAUAUGAAUUGUCUUUUGUACAUUUCUAUGGCAUUAGAACGUGAUCCCAAUUAUGUAAAAGGUUUAGCUUUUCGUGAUAAAAUAUUUAAAGACAUUCCAUGCCUUGAAGAAUGCUAUAAAUUGUACAAUAGUGACUGGCAAUUAGAUCCACCAUUACAUACUCAAUAUGAUCAUCGAAUAGGAGAUAAGUUAAUAGCAGAAGCAAAGGAUAUUGCUAGAAGAUGGGCAGAAACAUGCAAAGUAGAAUUCUGUCCUAAACCAUUGCCAGAUUUAACACUAAGAAAACCCAUAAAAAACUAUACCUGGUUAGAUUUAGGAGAAUGUUUAUUGGAUAUGCAUAGAUAUAUUACAGAAAAUAAUUUGAGUUUUGUUAGUAGAAUUAAUCUAACUGUUCAUAAUUCUGAAGAAACAGUCAAAACUCAUACUGAGGGAGAUACUCAGGGAAAUAAUGAUGUUAAUACUGAUCAGGAAGUAUUGCAAAAUACCAUAACAGAGAAUGAAAAUGAGGUUGAAAAAUCAAUGAAGAUGGAAAUAGAUGAUGCAAAUUCUCCAUGUGAAACAUUUGAUGACAAUCAAUGUGGUGGUGCUGAAUCUAUGAUGGAUAUUGAAAUAGAAGAUGAUAAAAAAUCAUGUUCCAGCGAUGUACAAAUAAUAGAUGAUGAAGACCUUUUGAGAAUUUCAGAUACUGAUGCUGUACAAUUUGAAGAACAAGGUCAAGUAAAAAAUGAUUUAGAUGAGCAAAAUAACUUUGAAGUAGAUGAAAAUAGAGAUAAAUUACAAUUGGAGAAAAUAAUGGAUGAUGCUGGCAAUGAAGCACAGAAUGAUAAUAUUAGUGAUAAGGAUAGUAACAAAUCCAAUGAUGAAAAAGACUCAAAGAAAGAAGAAGAGGUACAAUGUAAGGCAGAAGAAAAAUUAAAUGAAAAGAUUGAAGGAAAGGAAGAAGUACAAAAGGUGAAAAAAAGGAGGAGAAGUGCUCUAUGCUUUCUGCAACAAUGGGCUUGGAGUUGCAACAGUAUGAGACGUUCUGCAAGAGUAAGAAGUUCGAAUAGAAGAGAAGCUGAAAGAGAUGAUGUUCAAUUAGAAGAAACUCUUAGAAGAAUAUUUCCUAGUACCUUAUUACCAGAUACAGUAAAAUUAACCAAAGACGAUCAUCCUAAAAAUAUGGACGAUUCUAUGGAUACAAUGGAUUUAUAUCAAUUGUUUGCUAAUCAAGAAAAUAAUAGCAAUACUAUAGAAACAGUUAAAAGUUCUGACAGUUCAAAAUCUCCGAGUCCUGAAACAAGUCAACAACAAAAUUAUUUCGGUACAGAAUCUGAGAUAGCCGAAGUAAAUAUGUUCAUUAAUGAACAUAGUAGUAAGAGUAAUUUAAUGAUAAUUAUAGCAAAAUAUACGGAAUUUUUAAGCACCAAAUGGAACCAAGAAUGGUCUAAAGGAAUAUUAGAAAUAUAUUUGCAAGCAUAUACAUUUAUGAGGGAGCACAUUCCACAUCCAUCACCAUUUGAAGAAGAUAUAGAUGAUGAUAUUUUGAAACUAGAUACUGAAAUGACUUUAUUAUUUGGUGAACUGCAUACAGAUAAAUGGUUAAGCAAUAAACCAGACAUAGUACCGUUUUCAACAUUAGAUAAACUUGGUACAGGAAUGCCAUCUGAGGAACUGGGGCAUAUAAUUUUUACAAGCGUUAGGAGGGAUAUUUUAAAUGAAGAAAAUAUUCUGAUAUUUCUAAGGGUUUUGUGGCUCAAAGCUAAUAUCUUUUUGUGCCAAGGAGACACAGACAUCGUCAUUGAGACUUUAGAAUUGUUGCUAAGUCAUAUGCAAGAAUUGGCAAAACAAAACAAAAUGGUUUAUUUAAAAUUGCCUAAUUGUAAAUAUCAUUCUAAUAUCAGUAUUAAAAUAGUGGAGAAGAAACUUAAGUCUAUUCAGAGAGGACAGAAAUUAGGAGAAAUACAAAAUCUGUAUGACGAAAAAAAAUACGCUGAGCUAGCCUACAUAUUACAGGAUACAUUUAAGUUCGCAAAACAAGGAAAUAAAUUUUUAUCCGUAAAUGAUAACAUCGUUGAUAGAGUACAACAGUUAUCCAUGUUACUAGAUAGCUUAUGGCAGCUACAACAAUACGAAGAAUGUUAUGUAUGGGCGGAAGCCUGCCUCAACGAAGCAUGGCAAAAUUAUUUAAAUGCUUCCGAUGAUAUAGAACAAAAGAAAUGGACGAGGUCCGUCCUAAUGGCGCUUGAAAAAUUAGAAGCUUGUACAAUUGAAGUAAGCACUUUUGUUGUAAAGUAUUUACCGGAAGCACGUCUUUCGAGAUUAGUACAAAAUUUGGUUCACAUUGUUUGUAAUCAAUUAGAUGUAUCGGAAAAUACUGUAGAGAUGCCACUUGAAACUGUCUUGCCUUGGAUCUUAUUGCAUUAUGUUUUGCAAUAUAAAGAAGACAAAGAGAGAGCAAAAGCUGAAUCGUCAUACAAAAAUAAGCAUAGUUCCAAUUAUUCUGAAUCAGAUGAUGAGGAUGAAGGUGUUCCAGCAUCUAUCAUGAUUUUAUUUAUUGCCCAUGACUUUAUGGGAAGACACUCAUGGUGUUGCUACAAUGAAGCAAAACUCUUAUUUUUCACUUUAAAUUUAGUUAUCCCAAAAUUGGAAACCCCUCAAUUUUCCAGUAUAAAAAGUAAAGUUUCAAAAUAUUUAGAACAAAUAUUUUAUUGUCUAUAUGGUCAUUAUAAUAAAGUGAACAAAGGCCGACCAAAACAUAUAGAAGACCAUGGAGUACCUCAAAUGAAAGUGACUUGGGAGGGAGCACAGUUAUUGUUCAAUUUUUAUAAACCCAAGCAAAUACCAGAAUUUCAUUCACCCAGGACUUUAACAAUUAAUGCAGACACGGAAGAUCUGUUUAAACGUAUAAUAAAGUUAAUUCCUCAAGAAAGUGAUCCGAAUCAAGUAAUUGAUGAAAUGAUGGCUUAUAUAAUGGGUGAACGAGACACAAUGCCGACCGUUAAGAAGCUUCUGCCGCAUUCCAUGUCCACUAUUUAUUAUCUCCUAGCAGAUUUUUGUUUCAAAAAUUGUAAAUGGAGCCCAGCUAUUCGAUAUUAUUUAUUGGAUUUAUGUUUUCAUCCAACAAGGUUGAGUUCUUGGACUGGACUAGCGAUGUCAUCCGGCACCGUAAUAGAAACCUGGUUAAAUAAAUAUAAACCAAUAAACGAAGACUCACUUUUAGCAAAAGCGAAAUUAACCCAAUCCAGUUAUCGACAUGCUGUCGAAUUAGAUUCUUGUAAUCAUAUUAUUUGGACUGAAUACGGGACAUUCGCAUAUGUUGUUCAUUCAUUUUGUUCAAGAUUAUUAAAACAAGAAACAGACACGUUAAGUAUGGAACGAUUUGAAAUCUUAGAAACUAGAAAAGAAGAAAUGUUGGAAAUCGCUUAUCAGUGUUUUCAAGCAUGUGCUCGUUUAUUUAUUGGUACUAAAGAUGGAACAAUACCGCAUGAUGAAAGAUGGCUGUAUCAAUAUAUGCUCGGAAAGAUAGCCGAAAAGAAAAACCAAGAUCCUCCUAUAUAUUUGGAACAUUAUGCGAAGGCUAGUGAAUUAUUAUAUCACAAUAAUGCACAAUACCCACGUAGAAUAAGUCAUAAAUGUCCACAGCAUUUUUCGGUUGAAGCAUUAGAAGUACACUAUCGAAUUCAUGCGAGCAUAUUAAAAUAUCUUGAACAGCAUGAGGGGAAACCUCUAAAGAAGUCUUUAGGACAAUUGCUCCAAUUUCAUCUUGAAAAAUGUGCCAAAGGGCCCUUCAUGAAGUAUACUUCAAAACUAAACGAAAAGGUUAAAGAGGAAAAUCUUUUUACAAGUAAUAAAAAUGCUGGAGGAGAAGUGGAAUUUACAGCUGAAGGAGACAGAAAUAUUGUUACGAUCGGUCGACGUUCAAAUAGCAUUGAGGAGAUUGAAAUCAUAGACAGAACAAAUAAAGGAUUUGGAACGAGUCAACGUAUUGAACAGGGGAAGACAGAAGCACGUAAGAGAUCUCUCGCAGAAUUAUCACAAGAUAAUGCAAAGAGGAUAAAAUUAGGUAAUGUAUCUCAUUUGCAAUUAAUGCAAGACGUUGUAGCUUUAAUAGAUGAUGUAAUCACAAAAGUUUGUGAUAUGGUUUCACAAAAAGAAAAGAACGAUGAGAUUAUGGUAUUAUCGAGCGAUGAAAGUAAUGAAUCAAAAUCACAAAGAAAGAAAGUAAAGAAAACUAUUGAAAAGAUAAAGGUAAAAUCAGAAGACAAUAAGAAAGGUUCAUUAACAUCUUCAAAAAUUGGCACUGUACUCGAAAGUGAAGGAAAAUCGGAAAAUGUUCAAGAUUUAAUGGACGCUCUUAUGAAACAAGCGAUGGAGAUUAGUCAGGAAACCCGACAAUCUUCGCCUGAAGAUGAAGAUACGAGAAAGUUUGAAGGGAAGUGGCUACAAAACGAAGAUCUGCAAUUAGGUAAUAAAGAAAUGAAAGAUAAACCUCCCGAUAAAAAGAAACUUGCAAGUACUACGAAGGAAGAACUAACUUUAAGUAGGAGAGGCUCGCAAGAAAGUACAACAACUACACAAACAACUACGACAACGACCGAAACGAAUAAUUCUAGCUCUAGUAGCAGCGAUGAAUCAAGCAGUAGUGAUGAUAGUUCUGAUAGUGAUAGUUCAAGUGACACCGAGAGCGACUCUGGUGAAAGUGAAAGUGAGAAAAAGAAAGAGGACUCGGUUUUUGUACAAAAAGAAGAAAAUAUGACUGAAGAAGAAGUUGCAACUCUAAUAACAUAUUGUUUAGCUGGUUUAGAACAAUGUGUUUUAAGAUUUUCGGAGCAUUACAAAUCGUUUUACAGAUUAUCGCAUUUCUUUUUCAACAAUAAGACUGCUAAGGACAUAAUAAAAUGCAGGAAUCUUUUGUUGGACAGUUAUAAUUGUCAAUUUUAUCGAGAGGAAAGAUUUCAAGGACUAUUUGCUGAUAGAAAAAGCACUAAUUUUUUCAAUGGAGUUUGGCACAUACCAAAUAGGGAAGUUGAUAGACCAGGAAGUUUCGCAUUUCAUAUGUCCCGUUCCGUAACAUUAUUAAUGCAAGUACUAAAAGAGACAAACGAUGGUCGAAUGUUAAUGCAAUUGAGCGUGCAACUUGGGAAAAUUCCAGAAUCAGACAAAAAAUAUUUACGUGAUUCGGAAAGAGAGCAAUUAUCUCGUCAAGCAUUGACUCUUUGUUUACAAUCUCUUAGAACUAAGAUGCAAUUAAUGGGAACAAGUACCUCUGAUCUUGCAUCCAAUACAAAUGCAGAUGCUAGAACUCAAGUACUUCUUGACACAUAUUGGGUUUAUCAGAGAGCUUUAAAAAGUUUUCAAACUAAGGAGCAAACUAUACAAACACUUGCUUCUUUGCUGGUAGAUACAUAUAAAACGUAUAUUGGCAAUAAAAAUUUGGAAGGAAAUGUUUUGGAAACUGCUACAAAGUAUUGUAAUGAUUAUAAUUACAAUCGGACGGUUUUAAACAAAUUCUUCUCCAGCCUUGACAAACCAGCUACAGAGAAUCAGACACAGCCUCAAGCGACGUCUCCAACUCCUGUAGUCGCGUCCCAACCGCAAGUGACUGCUACGUCGCCACAAUCUUCUCAAAAUCGAAAACCAUAUCGAAAUCUAACAUCCACUGGUCGACCAAGAGGACGUCCACCCAAUGUAAAUAAAUACCUACAAGCCAUGCAGCAAAGUAGUAAUGCAAUGAAUCAAUUCAACGCGAAACCUACUUUUGCUAAUUAUAUGGGGGCAUCAGGAAAUCGUUCCUUGAUGAAUCCCUAUUUUAUGCAUCCAUUAGUUGACCCAAAUAUGUUGUCCGCUUUAUUAACAAGCGGCUUAGGCAACAGUAUGAUGGAUCCUUUAUCGGCAAUGAAUUACUUAAAUCAAAUAGGCAAUUAUCAGGAUAUUCUGAGACAGUAUCAGAAUAAUCUUACUUCUUUGUCAAAUUUAACCAGUGGAUUAAGUAAUACUAUUGCCACUGCACCUAAUAUUAGCAGUGUACCUACAAUGAGUACCUCCAGUUCUAGUAUGAAUGUUGCUCCUACUAUGAGCAAUUUGAGUAACUUAAACAAUUUGACUGUGCAACAAUUACUAAGUCUAAGUAAUUCUACGGCAACGACAGUGCGUUCCACGCCUAUGUAUGAACAAGCAGCCACGACAAAAACUACCACCACUGUGUCAAUAACUAAAGAUAGACCUAGUAUAUCAAUAACCCCAGUAAAUACAGUACCACCUAAAAGUAAGCAAUCGAAACAGAGUCCACAAAAUGACUCUCUACCAGUUCAACUUCCAAAAUCUCUACAAAUAUCACAACCAUCGAAGCCUAUCUUACAACCACCAACUACGCAAGUGUCUCUGUUGAAGCCAUCCAUUAUACAAACGCACGUUAAGACUAGCCCACCAAAACAAAUAAGCGCUCCUCAAAUUCGAGUGUCAAAGUCAUUGACAGAGCCUCAACCAGCGCACAAUCCUUCCUUAUCGCAUUCUCCUCUGAAAAGUAGUGCCACAACAAAUCCAUCUGUGAUCCCUCAAGUUGUACACACAGUACUAAGUCCGUCGAUUGGAAUGAAACAAACGCUAUCUAUGAAUGUACCAACUUCGCACUCAGGAACUUCAUUACAACAUAAAUUAUUGUCAAAGAAAAAUUCACAAAGAUCGUAUUCGCAGAUGAAUGUACAAAAUGUAGUUAGAAAAACAAAACCAGCUAAAACAAUGUCUGCGUUGCCGAGUAACCUAUCAAAUAUAAUGAGUGCGAUGCCUGGGAACUCGACAAUGACGCAAUCCCCUUACAUACCACCAGAAUUGAGUGGAAUCUCUGUAAGUCCGGUAAAUCCUCAAGCUAGCUUGAAAAGUCCAAGUACAAAAUAUUCACAAUACAAGAAGUCCUCUACGAAAACGAAAUCAGCAUCAAUGGAUAUUUCUAGUUCUUUGCCGAGUUCGUAUUCUCAAGGAAAUUCCGUAGAAGCUUUCUCGAUGCUUUCCCAAUUGAAACAGCAUUCGCAUUUAGAAAUUAUACCUCAACAAAAACCUCAGCAAAUGAAGACGGCUAUGGAAUACGCGAAAAAUUUGUCUUCAGGAGUUAGUGUAGUUCAGCAAAAAGUGUCAGAAUCUUUGAGGCCAUCAGACUGCAAGAAUAUAUAUGACUUACCAAGAGGAAAGUCGAGUAAUGUUUCUAGCAAGAAAGGAGACAAAUCCACUAAUGAUAGUGUUGAAAUUAUAACAUUAGACGAUUAAAUCGUCGCUAUGAAAACAUUUUUUAGUAUUUCAUCCUUUUCUUCAUAAUUUUUUUUUUCAUCCCAUUCUUGAGUUUCGUUCAUUGAUGUAUUGUUCAUGCUGAAUGCAAUUUGUCAUCCGCAAUUUACAAUUGACGUGGUAUAUAAAUGAUAAGGUACAUAGUCAUGCAAAUAAUAUUUUCUAACGUUUUUGCAGUGUACAGUUUUAUUUCCAUCAAGAACGACUGAAAUAGCCUUCGUUCGCUAGCCUUCUCACUUCUGUGCCUAAUGAAAUCAUUCUAUAUGAACGGUUUAAUUAUCACACGUGAAAAUAGAUAAUAAUAGAUGUAUUCUAAAGUAUGAAAAUAAUUGAUAUAGAAUUUUUCCAUAAA
Messenger RNA from Bombus pyrosoma, 8183 nucleotides. RefSeq names its product calcineurin-binding protein cabin-1-like. Gene Ontology annotation, molecular function: protein binding; nucleosome binding. Gene Ontology annotation, biological process: chromatin organization. Gene Ontology annotation, cellular component: nucleus. The record is from RefSeq and is a predicted model, not a curated record. Bases 68 to 7813 code for a protein of 2581 amino acids. NCBI's taxonomy places the organism in Eukaryota, Metazoa, Arthropoda, Insecta, Hymenoptera, Apidae. The transcript has 13 exons.